Molecule: messenger RNA, 744 nt
Organism: Theileria annulata
Lineage: Eukaryota; Apicomplexa; Aconoidasida; Piroplasmida; Theileriidae
Exons: 3
Coding region: 1-744 (247 amino acids)
Cellular component (GO): membrane
Source: RefSeq, a predicted model, not a curated record
AUGUUAGAACCCGAAAAGGUAGUAGAGAAGGAACAAUUGAGAAAAGAUAGGGGAAAAGUUCCACUCCUCAGAGGUAAGAUAAACAUUGUUUUCUUUCUGGUGUUCCCGCUUGUGUCAUACCUGUUUGUAAAAUACGAUAUUGUUUUGGAUAAAUUGGCGUUUAUCAUAUUUCUGACAUGCGCAGCAUUCAAUUAUCUAUCAAGCAUCAUACUCCACUGCAAAAUCUGGGACCAGGAACUCUACUCAAUACUAAGGAAGAUAGACUACGCAGGAAUAUUUCUAAUGAUCGGUGGGUGCGGUUUGCCGGCAUACACUGUGUUGAUGAGCGAUAAUUCCGUAAUAAUUUGUGCAGUCUUCCAUUACAUAGUCCUUUUCAUAGGAGUCUUCUCGUCCCUGAUUUACAACUUCUGCUAUACCUCAAAGCCUACUAGGUCUAUUGUUUAUGUGUUAUCAUCAUUACCAUAUUUUUUUGUAUCAUAUCAAAUUCUGUUCAAACUCAAGAGUACUCAAGUUUUCCUAUUUUUACUUUUGGGCGGUACCUUCUAUUUAAUGGGAGCAACUGUUUACGGUUCGAAAUUUCCGAACCUGGUGCCUGGGGUGUUCGAAUAUCACGAGCUCUUCCACGUGUUUUGUAUAUUAGGAUUCACAUCUGUAUCGAUAUCACACUUUUUACUCUUCAAAAGUGGUGGCCCUAAUCUGUUCAAUAAAUUUAUACAGGCAAAAGUACAACACAUGCAGACUUGA